This is a messenger RNA of Spodoptera exigua (beet armyworm), 252 nucleotides long. Lineage: Eukaryota; Metazoa; Arthropoda; Insecta; Lepidoptera; Noctuidae. The record is from the annotation of a GenBank genome assembly.
AUGCCGAAGCCAAAGGCCAAAGGUCUCUUCUCACAAGGAGAAGAAGUAGACGUCCCACACCCACAAUUUGAGAGAGGCGGCCCGCGUGAGGGAGCAAUCCUCCUCCUCACGCCCCAGCAGCCGCAACUGGCGACACUACGGGCGUCGGGGAUCAAGGGACGAUCUCCGGCCACCGUAAGCACGGGCCUGCGGUCGGCGAGUAAGGGCAGCUCGCCGCCCGACCAGAACCAGGCCCGAGCGUACGGCGCGUAG